This is a messenger RNA of Formica exsecta, 6125 nucleotides long. Its product is annotated as RNA-binding protein squid-like. The transcript is spliced from 2 exons. Bases 219 to 1109 code for a protein of 296 amino acids. Gene Ontology annotation, biological process: regulation of gene expression. The record is from RefSeq and is a predicted model, not a curated record. NCBI's taxonomy places the organism in Eukaryota, Metazoa, Arthropoda, Insecta, Hymenoptera, Formicidae. Gene Ontology annotation, cellular component: nucleoplasm. Gene Ontology annotation, molecular function: RNA binding.
AGAUUUAUCUAUUCCUAGACUACGUUCUUUAUGCCGGCGGACACGCACCGGUUCAUCUCGAUAACGACGAAUAAAUUCGCGCCACGCGCUUAGGCUUCCGAAAGUUAUCUGUGCAUAGCGCAGAGCAAAUCGGCUGUGCUCCGAUUUCGGAUACAAGCUCAUAGCGGGGACGCAUUCGGCGUUGAGGAUCGCUCGCAUUAAGAGCGUGCGAACUUACGAUGGCGUCAGCCAUGGAUUUUCAAGCGCAAGGCGAGAAGACUAACGGACAUGAUCAACCAGGUGUUCACCAGAAUAGUCAGGAAAACGCGGGCCAGCAGAAUCAAGGCCAAUACCACCAGCAGCAACAUCAGCAGCAUGGUCAGCAGCAGCAAGCUACAGCCGGUAUCCCUGGAAAGGACGACGAGCGCAAGCUCUUCGUUGGCGGAUUGUCUCGUAGCACCACCGACAAAGAGUUGCAUGAACACUUCAGCAAAUUUGGCGAGAUCGAGAGUAUCUCCGUCAAGGUCGAUCCCCACACCGGUGUCUCACGCGGCUUCGCUUUCAUGGUGUUUGCCAAUCCCAAGACCAUCGAUAAGCUGCUCGCGUCCGGCGAGCAUUAUAUUAACAAGCGUAAGGUGGAUCCAAAGCGAGUGAGCAAAAAACCUCAACAUGGUAAAGUCUUUGUGGGUGGUCUCACACCAGAGAUCACGGAUGAAGAUAUUAAAACUCAUUUCGGACAAUACGGAACUAUCGUCGAGCUGCAAGCACCUUUCGACAAAGUCAAAAAUCAACGGAAGGGUUUCUGUUUUAUCACGUUUGACUCGAAGGAGGUUGUGUAUAAGUUACUGAAAACACCUAAACAGACGAUAAAUGGUAAGGAGGUAGAUGUCAAAAAGGUGAAGGUUAAUCCAGAUCCGAGAAAUCAAGGUUUCUGGGCACCGGGUUAUGGAUAUGGUUAUGGUGGUGGUUAUUAUCUUCCCGAUUAUAAUGGCUAUCAUAGUGGCUAUGAUGAUAUGUACACCAACUAUGAUUAUGCCGGAUACGACGGCUAUGAUAACAUGGGCUAUGGACCCAAACCACGAGGAAAUGGUCCAGGACCGCGUCAGUUUCAGAGACAUCAACCGUACUAAAUGAAACAGGUAUAUUAACUAUACUAUCAUAUUUCUUCAUACUGAACAUUAAGAAGGUCCUAGGUAGAAUACUACAAGAUAUAUCAAAAGUCAUCUUGUAAGAGAAUAGCCCUUCAAUUUUCAUUUGUUCUAUGCAGAGAUAUUGUCCUUCCUAGAUAUUGUCUACUGAGUGAUGAGUAAUAAGAAAUAACAUUGCAUAAAAAACAAUGAUGGCAGUGCUUGCAAUAUUUUCGUUGCUAAUAUGCAUGUGUUUUCUAUUGAUUGUUACAUUCUCUGAUUCUUACUUUAUCUUCUUUAUUACGACCUUUUGCGCAGACCGAGCUAUUCUUUCACGAGAUAUAGGGCGCAUUUCAUUUAGUAUUACAAAUACUAUGAAGCAUUUGAUUAAUUAAACAAGUAAUCUUUACUUCUUUUGUCCUGAUUGAUUAAAUAAUUCAAAGUAUUUGUAAUAUCAAGUCGAGUGCACUUGAAAUAUACAGAUUACGGUCGGAGACUGAAUUGGGGAUGUUGGAAAUGAAGAAAACAAGGAACUGGGAAAAAUUUAUACGGUUAGGUUCAAAAACUUAGAACUUAUGUACUGGAAAAGCCACAUAUUGUUCUGCUGUUCUUCCAAUAUAUGUUUGACCUUAUCUGUUGAUUGUAAUAUGCAUGUCAGAUUACAAAUCAUAGAUAAAUGUUAUAUAUGUCAUUCUUCAAAUUUAGUUUUUAGUACUAUGUACUGACAACUUAUUUAGAAAAAACACAUUCUGUUAUAAAACAAGCUAUUACUUCAAAAUAAUUUUUCAUAGUGUUUUACUUCAAAAUAUUUCAAACAUGUUAUAUAUUAUAUAUAUUUCAUUUAUAAUACUUUGAAGCUUAUAUAUUGUGCUUAUAAUAUAUAUAUAUUUAUUAUAAGCUUUCGCAUAAAUUUCAAACAGAUAACAGUUUUUUUUCUGCUUAUAUUUCUUAAAAUUUUUGGUAUCUAAAAUAAAAUUCAUGUAUAUUCAGACGUUGGAGAGAACGUCGGAAAUGCGAAAGAAUUGAAAAAAUAAAAAGUAUAAAGAAGACAAACAGAUAGAUGUGGACACCUCUGCUAAAUUGUUCAGAUCAUUAAAUUGUAUGACAUACUGGAAUGAAUCUUUUGUGUUAUAAACUACAAUGAUUUGCAAUGUGCAGCUUGUAAAAGAACAAUUUUCUUCUAUAAUUUGUCAGGCAAAUAUUUUUAUAACUUAAAUUUAACUGUGCUUCUAAAAAAAAAAGAUAGCCUUGGCAUACAGAAUAUCAUCUCCUUUUCAUAUUUAACGAAUUUAUCGUAGAGAAUUAUCGCUUGCCAAUCAGCAACAAGUAGAUAUCCUGGAUACCCUAUAUAGCUAUCUUUUUUUAUAAUUCAGUGGAAGUUGCCCCCACCAUUUGAAGAUUUAUUCCAAUAUGUUGUAUAAUUCAAUGAUUCAGAAUGGUCAUGCCCUUUCCAGUAUAUAUUCUAAGAUUGUAAACGGCUCGUCCAACAAGCUCCGAAUCCCCCCGAGUUUAAUACAUUAUAAAGGAAACACACGCUAGAGAGAGAGAGAGAGAGAGAAAGAGAGAGAGUGAUAGCAUAACUGAAAUUAACAAUAAUAACAAGAAAUACAAGUUAAUAAUAUUAAUGUAGAAUGAGUAAUUAAGAAUGUGAGUAAUAUUAACAAUAGAAAGCAUUAAUAUUUUUAUUUAACGACCAUUAAACGAUCGUUGCCCGAAACCAGUGAUUCGAAAUCAGUGUUAAACAAUGGAAUCAAUGUUAUCAUGUAAAAAAAAAAUAUAGAAGUUUUAAAAUGCGCGUGUCUCAUAUUUUCUUCCGCAGUAACAGAACAGGUUAAUGCUAAACUAAUAACACGAUAAUUUAUACAGAAUUUGUACUUUCUGUAAUGUACUUCGUUCUAUUUAUAGAGAAUAUGGCAAGGUUUUCUGUGUAAUAAAAGAACUACAACAAUUGAUAUAUAUGAUCAUAAAAUUUGUUAAAGGAAAAACUUCAAUUUCAAAUACAUUUAUAUUGGAAUACUGUUAGUCGUAUUCAUUCAAUUUAACUCUUUAUUUGUUCUUUAUUCAUAAUUUGCAACUAACUAACGUAUAUAUCUAAUAUAUUGAGUUGUGCCGCAAAAUAAUAUAUCUAAUAUAUUGUUUUGCAUGUUAAGAAAUUUUUUGCUGGGGAUCGAAGAAAUUUUUUAUAUUUUUACAUUCAAAUAAUACAUACAUUUAAUAUACAAUCAAAUAAUUAUAGCAGCUUUUAAUUAAUGUGGCAUCAGUGCAGUAUAAUUCGGGUAACCGAAUUUGCUGUUACAGGCUGCGUCCCGUUUUAAAUGGCAAUGCAUCAUAGGUUUGUUCUUUAUAGUUGAAUUUCCUGCACUCGUAUACAUUAAAAAUAAGAUGGGUAUAUGUCCAAAAAAAAAAUAAAGAAACAAAAAGAGUGCAAGAAGUUUAGCUACAAAGAACGAACCUCAUAUAUGAAUGAAAGUAUAUAUAUAUAUGGAUGAUUUUUCAGUACUGCCAGUACUUCAGUCUAUAUCGAAAUACACAACAGAUAGAUGUAAAGACAAAAAUACAUAUAAUCUUGAAGAAAAAUAUAUCUACAUAUGAAGAUGUCGUUCUUAUUCAUCUUUGAAAAUUUGGCACAAUUUUUCCGGUCAACUCAAUAUUUUAGUAUUCUAGUACUUUACUUUAGUAUUCUCAUAUUCUUUAGAAAUUUAAGUUUGUUCACAAGUAUUUCUUUAUUACAUGCUAUUCACUAUAUACAUUAUAUAUAAAAAAAUAAUGUAUGUUGAUAUACCUUGAUUCAAAUUAUUUUUAGACAAUCUUAAUUUGUGUGGUUACAAUCCUGCUAUAUAAUAGACAAAAAAAAAAAGAAAAUACUUAUGGACCAAGGGCUUAUAUAAAAAUAUAUUUCUUCCUUAUAUAACUCAUGUCAAAUAGUGUAGUCAAAGUUAAAUAUAUGCUCUAAACUCUAAAUAUAUGAUCUAAUAUGCAACCGUUUAUAAUUGAAGAAUAUGUAAGUUAUGUUAAGGAGUAUCUAAACUCAUUUUCGUAUCAUCUAAUAUCUGUAUAAUAUCUGAUAUCUGUGUAACACAUUGAAAAAUGUGUAAGUUAUACAGUUUAUAAGCUAACAAAUUGUACAUAUAUGUACAUCGUAUGUAUGUUACAUCAAGAAAGAAAAACAUACAUACAUUCAUGUAUGCGUAUUUGUAAGGAUAUGACGAUGUAAGAAUAUGAUGAGUUAGAAUUUAGAGGAAAAAAAUGUAAAAAAAAAAUAUAAAAAAGAAUAUAAUUAAAAUAUGAGCGUCCUGGGUAUAUACAUGAAGUGCACGCAAACGACGGACCUAGCUGAAAUAGUAUCGACGAAACGAUACAACUGUAAUAAUGAGAAAAGAAAAAAAAUAUGCAUAUUGCACUAUAACCAUAGUUUACAAUAUUUAUGCAGAAUUGUAUUAUACUAUCGACAUCCUGUGAAUGUGUCAUUGUAAAACAUAUAUUGUCAUAGUUAGUCUGGCAAUUCUAAUCUGUCUUUAAUAAGACGAGAUAGAUAAAAUCUAUCUCGAAACAAAGUUCUAUUACUUGCGUGUCGUCUGUGUGCUCGGUCUGUAUAACAAAAGAAUAAGAUAUGAAUACGGCGAAAAAAUAAUAACAGUAUGUACACAUUGAAAAUAACAAAGAUUUUCUUAAACGUUCGAAUUAAGUGAUAUUAAUGUUUAAAGUCCAUUUUAGACGAUUUAUAAUUCGUGACAAAUUUCGUAACAAAUUUAUAGAAUUCCAUUUAUAAUUUUACAUGUCAUGCAAUACAGAAAACACAUUUGAAGAAAUAAAAUAAACGUAUACAUUAGGACAUGUGGCACAUAAAAUCAAAGCUUUAAAAUCUUUUACACACACACAAACAUACAUACAUACAUAUAUAUAUAUAUAUAUAUAUAUAUAUAUUCUUAAAAUGUUUUCUGUGUAAUUAUAAAUAAAUUUUUAUAGCGAUAUUUAUCGCGAAUUCUAAUUCGUUUAAAGUAGAUUUAAGGCGGCAAAAGAUCAGAAAUGAAAACACAAUCUGUAGAUUACUUUAAUAUUUCUUUCGCAUUUCUAACGCGCGAGUAGCAGUUGCUGUUCACCGUACGAAGACUGCUCUUCAUAUCGCGAAAAGACUGUCACAAAUGAUGAUACAGGCUCUAGAAAAUUUUGACAAUUAAUAGAAUUUGCGGUUUCGACUACAAAAUUGAAAGAAAACUGGGUAAUAUAAUUGUUAGAGAAUGUAGAUAAGGCACAAUAUGUGGGACUAUGUUUAGAUACAUCGAAAUUAUAUUGUACACAAGGCUGAAAAAGCUUUAAACAUUCAAAAGUUUUUUCUCAGACGUCGCAAAGGCAUCAAUGGUUUGGCUUAACUCAAUUGAGUGAAAGUUAACGGGAGAAAUUCCCUUGAGAACAUCUUUAAUAGAUUUUUAAUAGAAUUCGUUUUUGUGAACCCUGUUGGAUGCAUUACUGAUGUUCAUUACAGCGUUUAUUGAUGCAUUUAUUGCGAACAUUGUUGGAUGUGUUAUUGAUGUACAUUACAGACUGUUGUGCAGAAAUUUAUGUGUAAAGCCUGUAUAUAGUAUAUAAGCAGAUUGAAUAUGCAAAAUGCUCAAUAUUUAUGACAUAAUGAAAUACUGAGCUUUUUCAAUCAAGAUGCUUAUAUUACAAUUUUACUUACUAAUAUCUAAAUAUUACAUCUAGAGAUAUGCUUUUACAUCUAAAAUUAAUGUACAACAGGCUUUAAUCUCUCUAUUAGUAUGUCAAACUAGUGCAUCCAAAGGAAUUUACUAUAAGCCAAGCUAACUGUCUUUGACAUUAAAUCUGUAUACUGUGUAUACCAUAUUUGCGUGUGAAAAUAUAUAUGGAAAACAAAAGAAAGAGAGAAAGAGAAAAAGAGAGAAUGAAAAAUUAAAGGAAACGAUACAGAUAUUUUGUUACUAUUAAUUACUAUUCGCCUGUUUCACCCAUGACACAGUGUAUAUUUUAAUUAUAGCAAAAAUAAAUGCCAAUUAUUUCAAA